Messenger RNA from Colletotrichum karsti, 1932 nucleotides. RefSeq names its product serine threonine-protein kinase cot-1. Gene Ontology annotation, biological process: peptidyl-serine phosphorylation; intracellular signal transduction. Gene Ontology annotation, molecular function: ATP binding; protein serine/threonine kinase activity. The transcript has 4 exons. Bases 1 to 1932 code for a protein of 643 amino acids. The record is from RefSeq and is a predicted model, not a curated record. NCBI's taxonomy places the organism in Eukaryota, Fungi, Ascomycota, Sordariomycetes, Glomerellales, Glomerellaceae.
AUGGACAGCAAUAAUAACCGCCUCUAUCUCAACAUUGGGAACAACAACGAUCGUUUGGCUCCCGGCAGCGACCGCCAGUUUCCCACGACCCCCUCAACCUUUCCUCAGCCCGUCUUCGGCCAGCAAGGUCAGCAGCAGCAACAGCAACAACAACAGCCCGGCAUGCAGCACCCUCAGCAGCAGCAGUACGCUGCCGGCUACGCUCCGCAAGGCUACUUCAUGGGCAACCAGCAGCAGGCCCAGUACGGUCAGGCUCACGGCGACUACAAUGCCGCCUACCAGCCGCGAUCCAACACCCCGGGCACCAACGACCCCAACGUCGGCCUCGCCCACCAAUUCUCGCACCAGAACCUCGGCGGCGCUGCCCGCGCAUCGCCGUACGGCUCUCGGGGCCCCUCUCCCGGCCAGCGACCUCGUACUGCUGGUGCUUCCGGCCAGAACCCCUCCUACGGUCACUAUGCGACGCCCCCUCUCCCGAACCAGCAGGCCUCUGCCGACCUUUUCGCCCCGGCCCCUGAGCGCAACUACGAGAAGUACGGCCCCAAUGCCAACAGCAACCAGAAGAAGUGCACCCAGCUGGCGUCCGACUUCUUCAAGGACAGUGUGAAGCGUGCUCGUGAAAGGAACCAGAGUGUCGUGCGCAGACAAAGCGAGAUGGAAGCCAAGCUCUCCGAGCCCAACCAGAGCCAGUCGAGACGCGAGCAGAUCUGGUCAACCGCCGGCCGCAAAGAAGGACAGUACCUGCGAUUCCUGCGAACGAAGGACAAGCCCGAGAACUACAACACCGUCAAGAUCAUCGGAAAGGGUGCCUUCGGUGAGGUCAAGCUGGUCCAGAAGAAGGGUGACGGCAAGGUCUACGCCAUGAAGUCUCUGAUCAAGACGGAGAUGUUCAAGAAGGACCAGCUGGCUCAUGUCCGCUCCGAACGUGAUAUCCUGGCCGAAUCCGACAGUCCGUGGGUCGUCAAGCUCUACACGACGUUCCAGGACUCGUACUUCCUCUACAUGCUGAUGGAGUUCUUGCCCGGUGGUGACUUGAUGACCAUGCUCAUCAAGUACGAAAUCUUCUCCGAGGACAUCACGCGGUUCUACAUUGCAGAGAUUGUUCUUGCGAUCGAGGCGGUUCAUAAGUUGGGCUUCAUUCAUCGUGAUAUCAAACCUGACAACAUCCUCCUGGAUCGCGGCGGUCACGUCAAGCUGACCGAUUUCGGUCUCUCCACUGGCUUCAAUCGCUUGCACGAUAACAACUACUACCAACAGCUGCUCCAAGGCCGUUCUAACAGACCACGCGACCGUAACUCUGUCGCUAUCGACCAGAUCAACCUUACCGUCAGCAACCGUUCCCAGAUCAACGCCUGGCGCCAGUCGAGAAGAUUGAUGGCCUACUCCACCGUCGGAACACCCGACUACAUCGCACCCGAAAUCUUCACUGGUCACGGUUAUACGUUCGACUGCGAUUGGUGGUCGCUGGGCACCAUCAUGUUCGAGUGCUUGGUGGGAUGGCCUCCUUUCUGCGCCGAGGACAGCCAUGACACAUACCGCAAGAUCGUCAACUGGAGACAGACUCUGUACUUCCCGGAUGACAUCCAGCUCGGCGUCGAGGCCGAGAACCUGAUCCGAAGCUUGAUUUGCAACACCGAGAACCGUCUCGGCCGCAGUGGCGCACACGAGAUCAAGGCCCACUCCUUCUUCCGCGGCGUCGAGUUCGACAGCCUGCGCCGUAUCAGAGCGCCAUUCGAGCCUCGCCUGACUUCCGCCAUUGAUACCACGUACUUCCCCACCGACGAGAUCGACCAGACCGACAAUGCUACCGUGCUCAAGGCGCAGGCCAUCCAGCAAGCCCGCUCGGGUGUCCCUGUGGUCGAGGAGUCGCCCGAGAUGAGCUUGCCUUUCAUUGGAUACACAUUCAAGCGUUUCGACAACAACUUCCGCUAA